UCUAAACAUCAUUCACAACAACACUACCAUAUAUACCAUGGCUAACUCCUUCUCUAUUUCCCUGCUGACGACCUUGCUCCCUUUCAUCUUGCUAAUCACCAGAGUCAAAUCAGACGCAUUUUCCUUCAACUUCCCCCGUUUUGAGUCCGACACAAAAACCAUACUCUCCGACGGCGAUGCCAACACAACAGGCGGAGUCCUCCAACUAACCAAAAAGGACCUAUACGGCAUACCAUCUAAGAACAGUUUCGGCCAGACCACAUUCUUCGGAGCAGUUCAUCUCUCCGACAACAGAACCGGCAAAGUCGCUGACUUCACCACCGAGUUCUCCUUCGUCGUGAACCCCAAGGGUUCAGAGCCUCAUGGCGACGGCUUCACCUUCUACAUCGCAGGGCUCGACUUCGAUUUCCCGGAAGACCCGAAAGAAGGUGGGUUCCUAGGACUUUUCGAUCCGAAAAACGCCUUCAACACCUCCGCCAACCAAGUCGUUGCUGUUGAGUUUGAUUCCUUCACAAAUGUCUGGGACCCCAGCUACCCGAGCAACUCUCCUCACGUGGGAAUUGACAUCAACUCCAUUCGUUCCGUGGCGACUGCACCAUGGCCGAUUGAUCUUGUACCACAGGGUGAGAUAGGAAAGGCACUCAUCAGCUAUCGCAGUGCCUCCAAAGUACUCAGUGUGUUUGUAGUUUAUCCAAAUAGUCCUGUGAAGAUUGAAACUUUUGUAGCUUAUGAAGUUGAUUUGGGGGCUGUUUUGUCGGAUUGGGUCCUGGUUGGUUUCACUGCUGCAACAGGCUCAGUGUCUGAAACUCAUGACAUUCUUUCAUGGGCUUUCAAUUCGUUCCUCUAGAGCAUAUGCAUCAUACGCAGCUAGCUGGGAAGGAAAAUAAGUGUUUGUUGUAAUGAUGAUAAAUUAAAGUUCUUUCAAUUAUAUGUGUUGUUAUUGUAAUAAUUCUGUUCCCCUAUUAAAGGCUGAAGUGAACUUAUGAAUAAUGUAUGUUGCAUUUACUCUAUUAACGGAUAAAGCUUCAAUACA
Messenger RNA from Lotus japonicus, 1033 nucleotides. RefSeq names its product lectin 8-like. The coding region runs from base 38 to 847 and encodes 269 amino acids. Gene Ontology annotation, molecular function: carbohydrate binding. The transcript has a single exon. Lineage: Eukaryota; Viridiplantae; Streptophyta; Magnoliopsida; Fabales; Fabaceae. The record is from RefSeq and is a predicted model, not a curated record.